UGUCUGUGUAUAUGACAGAGACAGUGCGUGUGUGUCUAUGUGUGCUGGGGGGCUUGUGCAACAGUGAGAGAAAGGGUCACAGCUUGUGCCUUUAGAGGGAAGAAGAAAGAAAGAGAAUAAAAAAGCAGGGAGGGGAAAAAAGUGUGUGGAGAGAAAGAAAAAGAAAGGAGUAUCAGAAAUAGGGGAGCGACAGAGCGAGAAUAGAUACUGACAGCGAGAUCCCACCUAAGUAUUUCCAGAAGGAACAGUGACAUGCAAUAAUCAAAGAGCUGAAGAGAGAACUGGAAAAGUUUGUCAAGGAAAGAGAAAAGUCCGAAGAACUACUACAUGAAUAGAUGCACUGUCUAAAAGGUGGGAUAAAGUAAAUUAAUGGAAAGCAUAUGGGUUUAGCCUGAGAAAGGAAUAGAUGAAACAAGGGGUGAGAUGCUGGUUGGAUACCCUUUGAUGAAAAAAUUCAAACCUGCCUGUUAAAGAAAUAGAAAUACUGAGAAUCUGAAUCUUUAGAACAAAACCAAGAAAAAAAAGACAGAUGAAGAGAGACUUCUGAUACAGACAGAGUGACUUUUGAAAUAGUGGAACAGACAUUUGUGCAUCAGUUUAAAAAGUCCCUUUAUUACUCAGAAGUCAUAUCCAAAGCACAAAACUCAUACAGUGGCCAGUGGGGCUUGAAACUGUAGACUACAGUGACUGACCUCAAAGGCAUCAGGCAAAAGGCAGGUGUCCAGUGGUAAUUGUAUAAGCCUUGGGUAGAAUAAGAUGGAAAAUUCUUCUGGUCUUCUCAAACCUCUGGCUUCACCAGCUUUGAUGGUUUUAGCAUCCACUGCUGAAGCUGCAUGUAGUACAUCAUCUCCGUGCCAGCAACCACAUGCGUUUGGGGUGCCUGUGACCCUGGAGAAACCUACCCAAUUACCCUUUCUUGGAACAUCCUAUUCCUUGGCAGCUAUGUACCAUCAUUCUGAGCGGCUGGCUGGCACUGUAUCCAGCAGAGACUAUCGACCGCAGCUUUUGCCCCUUCACCCCCAGUUUGCUCAUCCCACUCUUGACCGUAAUGGCAUUUUGGGCUAUAGCCCUCUGCACCCUUUUCAGCCUUUCCCACUGCCAGAAGAAAUGGAGAAUUUUCAGCCAACUUUCCUAGCUACCAAAAGGCCAAAGACCUUGCUAACAGGAGAACCACCUCAAAUUCGUUACCUGGCUCUCGAGAAGGAGCUGGAAAAACAUCGAGCUCAGUUGGCUGCAGGGUCAGUUGGCAAGUUUGAGCUUACUGGACUAAAUCCUGGGUCAUCUCUGUCCAGUAACAAAAGGACACCUAGUCCCAGACAGAGCACUCACAAAAAAGAGGAUAGAACAUUUGAACCAUUCGUGGUGAGCCCACGUUGUCCACUCUGUGACAAGGAGCUGCAACGAUGGGAACUGGAGGAACAUCUGCAACAUGAAAUUGAGAGCCUGGAUGUUAUUUGCCCCAGUGAGACAGAUACAUCUCAAGACGCAUCCUCACAGCUUCGUGCAAAGCUUGCAUUUUGCUUUCACCAGUCCCCACCACAAACAUCUUCUCUGAAAGAGGAACCCGUGUCCCCAGCUGAGCCCCCAAUCCUUGCUGAAGAAGGAAGAAAACUGGACCGGCAUCAGGUGUUUAUGCAGGUGAAACAGAACAGAGAGGCCAGGCUUGGAGCUCGAGCUGGAAGAAUUAAAAAGAAUAGAUCUCAUGAAGAUGAUCAGCUGGACAUUUCACUUUCUCAAGGGCCAAGAUUAGGGGAAACAGAGGAUGAGCUUUCAGAAGGCAGUCGUUCAGAAGAGUGGGAAUAUCGAAGCCCACAGAAAGGAAAUCUAAAUUUACCAGAACCAAAAGAGUCACUGGCAUCAACCCCACGCAGUGUGACAACAAGUCGUGAGAGUGACGUUGAUGCAGACACAGACAGAGAAGAACUCCUUUACUACAAACAUACAACCCUGGAACCAAACCACUUGCUGAUUGAAGAAACAAGAGAAAAAAUGACUCCAAGUUUGGAUGCCCCCCAUAAAAGUUACAGAGCUACAGGAAGUGAAGAUGAAGCCACAGCAGUACUAGCAAGGCUGAGAGCUCGCAUCGAGGAACUCACACAGCGACUGCGCCACAGGGAUGCAUACAAGUGUCACGUCUGUCUUGGUGCUUAUUCUGUGCCUCUGACAUCAAUCCAUUGUUGGCACAUUCACUGUGAACGCUGCUGGUUACGGUCUCUGAAUACCAAGAAGGUGUGUCCACAAUGCUCUGCCAUGACUUCUCCUGCUGACCUGCGGCGCGUCUACCUUUGAUAUGUUACUGAAGAUGAUGUUUUUUACACUGGCUUUUCAGACAGUGUGGGACGCAAGACAAGAUAAACUGCUAUUGCAUUUUUAUCAGUGCCCAUUUGCCAAGUCCAGAUAAGGAAGUGUUUAUAUGAAAUGUUAGUAUUUGGGAGAAGAAGAACAGCUAAUGGUUUGGUACUAGGGUAUAAUUCUACAAGCUACACCAUAUGAAAAAAAGAAAUUAGGCAGUUCUAUCUGGAAUGCAUCUCUCUAAGUUAACUGAUGACAUGCUUAGCUUUUGGUACUAUUACUCAGAAUGCAUCUUUCUAGGUUAACUGAUGGCAUUCCUGGCUUUUGCCAGUGUUGCCCAGAAUGCACCUCACUGGGCUAAUGGAUGGCAUGCCUGGCUUUUGCCAUUAUUACUCAGGAUGCACAGCUCAACUACUGAGUGUGGGCCUAACACUAACAGAAGUAAAUCUAUAUCUGACCUGAGUCAGUAGGAGAUGAAUACAUUGGUAAUUCAUGCAAUAAAUGUUAUUGCUGUCCACUAAAAAUGAAGACCAUGUGACAUGUGUCUGGGACACUUUGUCUCGGGGCAAUUUCUUCCUUGAAGAUAUGAACUUUUUAUUAUGUGAAUGUUUUUCUACUUUGUAGUGUGUGCUAAUGAGAAUAAAUUUGUUAUUAUGUGUUUUUUUACAAUAUUUUGGCUACCUUUGUGUGUGUAUGAAAACAUUGCCCAGGUGAACCAUAUGUUGGCUUAAAGUAUUUGUCACUGCAAUGAACCUAUUAAAGAAAGUCUUGAUUUCAA
Protopterus annectens (West African lungfish) is the source of this 3070-nucleotide messenger RNA. Its product is annotated as E3 ubiquitin-protein ligase Rnf220-like. Lineage: Eukaryota; Metazoa; Chordata; Ceratodontiformes; Protopteridae. The record is from RefSeq and is a predicted model, not a curated record. The coding region runs from base 757 to 2289 and encodes 510 amino acids. Gene Ontology annotation, biological process: protein ubiquitination. The transcript is spliced from 13 exons. Gene Ontology annotation, molecular function: ubiquitin protein ligase activity.